AUGGUGAAGUCAUAUUUGAAAUUCGAGGCUUCAAAGACUUUCGGCUUGGUUACUUCCGCUUCUGCAAAUGCGGUUUGGCUGAAGGAUGAGAAAACGCCAGGGUCGACUCGAAAGUCUGGUGCUGGACGUGCGGUAGUGGGCGCUGGAGAGAAUGUGUUAUGCUGGGAUAUCAAGAAAGGGGAUUUGCUGUCGAAAUGGAGAGACCCUAAGUGCCAGGCGCAAGUAACGGCAAUCGCGCAGAGUAAAACAGAUGAGGACCUCUUCGCCGUUGGGUACGAGGAUGGCACGAUUAGAGUGUGGGACUCGAAAUUCUCUUCGGUAAUGAUAUCUUUCAAUGGCCACAAAUCUGCCAUUACGCAGCUAGUAUUUGACGCACAAGGAACACGAAUUGCAAGCGGCUCCAAGGACACAGACAUAAUCCUCUGGGAUCUGGUGUCUGAAGUUGGAUUGGUGAAACUACGUGGUCACACUGACCAGAUUACCUCUCUUCAUUUUCUAACUACGGAUGCCGCCGAUGAUGCCGAAGCCCUAGCACUCAGCCAGCAUGAUGGAUUCCUGCUAAGCACAGGAAAGGAUUCCCUGAUAAAAGUCUGGGACCUUUCUUCGCAACACUGUAUCGAAACCCACAUUGCGCAGGGAAACGGAGAAUGUUGGAGCUUAGGCCUAUCGCCAGACUUAAGCGGUUGCAUUACGGGUGGCAACGAGGGUGAACUAAGAGUGUGGUCAAUCGAUGCGAAUUCCAUAAAGGAGAUUGCGGGAGGGAAGGCCGAAGUAAACAGCCGUAAGGUACUAACUGACCGGGGUAACUUGUACCGCAGUGGGAAGGAGAAGACUGUAGGCAUACAUUUCCACCCACAAUUGGAUUAUGUUGCUCUCCAUGGCCCUGAAAAGUCGACAGAGGUUUGGCGAAUAAAAAGUGACGAAGAAGUUCAAAAGAGCCUGGCAAGGAAACGAAAGCGUAAAAGAGAGAAGGCUAGGGAGAAGGCAGGCGAAAGUGGCCCAGAAGGUGACGUUGAUAUGGCUGAUUCCACGACUGCUGUUUCGAUCAAAGAGGUCUUUGUCCCUCAUACUAUCGUUCGAACGGGAGGCAAGGUAUCGUCCGUCGACUGGAUGGGUUCCAAGGGCUUACAGCUACUUGUAGCUACGGCCAACAAUCAACUAGAGACAUAUGGCAUUACACCGGCUGAGAAGAAGAAAUCGAAAGAUCAGGAUGAGCCCGACUAUAGUCGUGUACUGUUCAUCGAUAUACCCGGUCACAGAACGGAUGUAAGGUCACUCGCCCUGAGUUCUGAUGACAGAAUGGUUUCAUCUGCAUCAAAUGGAAGUCUUAAAAUCUGGAACGUACGAACCGAAAGUUGUUUGCGAACACUAGACUGCGGCUAUGCUCUUUGCUCUGCUUUCUUGCCGGGUGAUAAGAUUGUGGUGGUUGGAAAUAAAAACGGUGAAAUCGAGGUAUUUGAUAUUGCAUCAUCUACUCUCUUGGAUACAAUACAAGCACACGAUGGUCCCGUUUGGUCGCUUCAAGCGCAUCCAGAUGGAAAGUCAAUGGUUACCGGCAGUGCCGAUAAGACGGCCAAAUUUUGGAAUUUCCAAGUUGUUCAAGAGGAGAUUCUGGGAACAAAACGAACCACCCCUAAACUAAAGCUUGUCCAUUCCAGGACCCUAAAGGUGACGGAUGAUAUUCUUAGCCUUCGCUUCAGCCCUGAUGCUCGCCUGUUAGCAGUCUCACUUCUGGAUAACACUGUUAAAGUGUUUUUCGUGGACUCCCUAAAACUCUUCCUUAACCUUUACGGCCAUAAACUCCCUGUCCUGAAUAUGGAUAUUUCUUACGACAGCAAAAUGAUUGUAACUUGUUCGGCUGAUAAGACCGUACGAUUAUGGGGUCUUGAUUUCGGUGACUGCCACAAGUCUUUUUUUGCUCACCAGGACAGCGUCAUGGCCGUUGCAUUUAUGCCUCACAACAAGGAAGGCGAUGGUCAUAACUUCUUCAGCGUAGGAAAAGACCGAUUGAUCAAGUAUUGGGAUGGCGAUAAGUUCGAGCAGAUUCUUAAGCUGGGUGGUCAUCACGGCGAGAUUUGGGCAUUGGCAAUGAGCCAUUGCGGAGAGUUCAUCGUAACAUCGAGCCAUGAUAAGAGUAUCCGACUCUGGGAACAGACAGACGAACAAAUAUUUUUAGAAGAAGAACGAGAAAAAGAGAUGGAGAGUUUAUACGAGGAUAACCUGCUCAAGACCUUGGAUCAAGAUGAGGAUGAUGAAGAGAAAGCUGAGGCAGUGGCAGCUGGGAAGCAGACCACUGAAACACUUACUGCAGGAGAGAAGAUCAUUGAAGCGCUGGAUCUUGGUAUGGACGACCUUGCGCUGCUACGAGAUGCCGAAGAGAAGAAACUUGCACCCCCUACUCGACACCCGCAAUAUCUAGUCCUCGGAAAUAUAUCAGCUGAACGGUAUCUUCUUAACGUUAUUCGUAAGAUACCUGCCGCCUCGCUACAGGAUGCCCUUCUCGUUCUCCCAUUCUCCAAACUACCAGCCCUCUUCACAUUCGUGGACAUCUGGGCUGGAAAAGGGUGGGAUAUACCGCUCACCUGUCGUGUGCUAUUCUUCAUUCUCAAGACCCAUCACACCCAGAUCGUGACCAGCAAGAUGAUGAAGCCAAUGCUUGACUCUAUCCGCUCUCACCUCCGCCGUGUUCUUGACAGGCAAAAGGAUGAGAUGGGCUAUAACCUGGCGGCUCUGCAGUUUAUCGGCGGCCAGGUGCGAGAACAGAGCAAAUCGGAUUAUAUCGAUGAAGAGCAGUGGGAGCAGGAAGAGAAGAAACAGAACGGAGUCAAAAAACGACAAUAUGUGUCUGUUGCAUGA
Microsporum canis CBS 113480 is the source of this 2856-nucleotide messenger RNA. Its product is annotated as DOM34-interacting protein 2. Gene Ontology annotation, biological process: maturation of SSU-rRNA. The transcript has 3 exons. Gene Ontology annotation, molecular function: snoRNA binding; protein binding. The record is from RefSeq and is a predicted model, not a curated record. Gene Ontology annotation, cellular component: small-subunit processome; Pwp2p-containing subcomplex of 90S preribosome. The coding region runs from base 1 to 2856 and encodes 951 amino acids. Lineage: Eukaryota; Fungi; Ascomycota; Eurotiomycetes; Onygenales; Arthrodermataceae.